Messenger RNA from Medioppia subpectinata, 494 nucleotides. The record is from the annotation of a GenBank genome assembly. Lineage: Eukaryota; Metazoa; Arthropoda; Arachnida; Sarcoptiformes; Oppiidae.
UACGACUAGAGGUGUGGACAACCCAUAAGUGCCGUAAGUGUGUAGAGAUGUGCGCAUCUGUUGCCAUAUUUGGCUCAAAACAUAGACAAUUAAAUUAAGACUUUUUUGUUAUCAUUAAUUGAUUUGAAGAUCAAAAUCAAUGAAUUAGUGGCCAAUCAGUGGACGCAAUGUCUCGAUAACUAUCUGAAGAAGUGAUGCCACGAAAGGAAAAACAAGAAAUGCAUUAUUUAUCUGAAAAAUAUGACCAAAUGGUGACCGAAAUGACGGAGCACGACUUCCAAGUGAUUCGUUUCAGUUCAUACAGAACUGCAUCGAAGUUACGGUUCAUUCAACACAAGACCAACUUCCAUUAUAUAGACCUCUGGAACGCCAUUGAAUCCAUUCGUGACAAUGGUUUGCAUAGCUUUCAAGACAUGUCGGCAGAGAUAUCAGUACAAAGAAUGGAAGCGUUGGUCGCAUCCUUCCAAAUGCCAUUCAAUAUGUGUAACGACUGA